Aspergillus ruber CBS 135680 is the source of this 237-nucleotide messenger RNA. Its product is annotated as DUF2945 domain-containing protein. The record is from RefSeq and is a predicted model, not a curated record. NCBI's taxonomy places the organism in Eukaryota, Fungi, Ascomycota, Eurotiomycetes, Eurotiales, Aspergillaceae. The coding region runs from base 1 to 237 and encodes 78 amino acids. The transcript has 3 exons.
AUGUCCGUCGAAGGCGUCAGGGAUAAGAACGGAGAAACUAUUCACGAAGAUGAUUUUGUCUUCACUAGAUACCGCGGAGGUUCUCACCAAGGAAAGGUCGAGAAAAUUGUCACGGAUGAGGCCGGAGCAAGGGAAGAGGGCGUAGCAAAUCCUCCCAAAGUUAUUUAUACAGACCAACACGGACACCGGGUUGCGCAUAAUCCGAGCACGCUGGAUAAGUCGGAGUCAAGUGAUUAG